GUGGACUUCACGAGCUAUGGCUGUCGGCAAGAACAAGCGUCUUAGCAAAGGUAAAAAGGGGAAAGGAAAAAAGCAGGUAGACGCCUUCUCCAGAAAGGACUGGUACGACAUCAAGGCGCCCAAUGCUUUCCAGAUCCGUAACGUUGGAAAGACUCUUGUCACCCGUAGCUCUGGCAUGCGCGUUGCCACCGAAUACUUGAAGGGCCGCGUUGUGGAGGCCAACCUUGCGGACUUGAACAAGGACGAGGACCAGAACUACCGCAAGAUCAAGCUCCAGAUGAUGGACAUCUCCGGAAAGAACUGCCUCUGCAACUUCUACGGAAUGGACAUGACCACUGACAAGAUCCGCUCCCUCGUCAAGAAGUGGCAGACCACCAUCGAGUGCACCGUCGACGUCACCACCACCGACGGCUACAAGUUGAGGAUGUCCUGCAUUGCCUUCACCAAGAAGAGGGCAAACCAGUUGAGGAAGACCACCUACGCUCAGACUGCUCAGAUCAAGCAGAUCCGCAAGAAGAUGACCGACAUCAUGACCAAGGAGGCUUCUACCGUCGACCUGAAGGACCUUGUCCGCAAGUUCAUCCCUAACUCUAUUGGCACCCAGAUCGAGCAGGCUUGCCAGUGCAUCUAUCCUUUGAAGGAUGUCUACAUUCGUAAGGUUAAGACUCUUAAGGCCCCCAAGUUCGAUAUCACCAAGCUCAUGGAAGUUCACGGAAACGCCACUGAAACCUCCGCACCAGCUCCUGCUGCUGAUGAGGGAACCAAGGUUGACCGUCCAACUGAAGCUUAAAUUUUUCUUGCAAACAAGUAAAAGAUGAAAAUACGCA
Messenger RNA from Guillardia theta CCMP2712, 827 nucleotides. RefSeq lists its product as hypothetical. Bases 17 to 790 code for a protein of 257 amino acids. Gene Ontology annotation, cellular component: ribosome; cytosol. The transcript has 5 exons. Lineage: Eukaryota; Cryptophyceae; Pyrenomonadales; Geminigeraceae. Gene Ontology annotation, biological process: translation. The record is from RefSeq and is a predicted model, not a curated record. Gene Ontology annotation, molecular function: structural constituent of ribosome.